Messenger RNA from Desarmillaria tabescens, 426 nucleotides. RefSeq lists its product as uncharacterized. The record is from RefSeq and is a predicted model, not a curated record. Bases 1 to 426 code for a protein of 141 amino acids. The transcript is spliced from 2 exons. Lineage: Eukaryota; Fungi; Basidiomycota; Agaricomycetes; Agaricales; Physalacriaceae.
AUGCCGAUCAUUUCGGCCAUUGCCUCCAGUGAAAUAAAAGCCUCCGUCAGGUGCGACAUCAGUCUUAUCUUCCCCAUCAAGAUGCUGUCGGAUAUUGUUGGUGACAGUCCCAACUUGGUGUUGAAGUCCUCUGCUAACACUUCCCCAUUGCAGCAAGACGAUCCGGGUGUAAAGGCUCCCAGCCCUAGGGAAGGUGGUAUUGAGAAUCUGAGUCUGGCAGCAGAAGCACAGACCUCCCAUGUGGAGGAUGAAGAGCCCACUCCUGUAUGUGAGGAGCAUCAUGCCCCAUGUCCAUGGCCAAUCAUGGUUGUUGAAACAACCAAAGACUUCAUGGACUUAGAAGACUUGGAUGUUCACCAUAUCAUCACUGCCACCAAAGGUAGAGUCUACCUUGGCAUUAGCAUUCGGUACACCGGGGAAAACUAA